AUGUCAGGGCACGAUCAGUCUUUCAUAUUGCUAUUACUCGCAGACUCUAAUCUGCCGACCGGCGGCUUCGUAGCCUCGGCUGGUCUGGAGGCGUUUGCUCACCAUGGUCAACUCGGCUUGCAGAUCAGCUCUCAGCAGCAGAACGUGAAGCUGACAGAGAUCGUCAACUUUGUCGAUCAUAACCUUGCCGCGUAUGCGAGAAGUUCUCUCAGCUCUCUGAGGGCUGCACAUGCGCAGGUCGAGGCACUGUCAACAUUGCGAGUCCCGCAGGUGUUGCAAGCUCUUGGUCAGAUCGACAAGGCGUACCAUGCCAUCACGCUUAAUCACGUCGUGCGGAGGGCCAGCACAGCUCAGGGUGUUGCUCUCUUGUCACUCUACAGUCGUGCAUUCUCCUAUGACUCUCCUCUAAUCGAUGAGCUUGUCGAGAAGUUCAGAGCUCGGAUACGGUCUGGGCAGAUCGAGGGACAUCUGCCCGUCUGCUUUGCAAUCCUCACAGCCGGACUCGGUUUGAAGCAAGAUGCAUCGGUUGAGCUUCACUUGUUCCUUCAUGCUCGAUCCAUACUAUCGUCGGCGGUCAGAUUGAAUCUUAUUGGGCCCUAUCAGGCGCAUCGCAUCCUGCUGCAACAGAUGCAGCCCCUCAUCAAGCGUGCAGCCGCAGACAAUCCUGCAUUAUACACCUUCGAGCUUAUCCGGCCACCAGCGACCAUCUGGCCUCUUGCCGAAAUUCUUGCAGCCCGUCACGAUGUCAUGAACACGCGCAUCUUCAACUCAUAG
Molecule: messenger RNA, 774 nt
Organism: Mixia osmundae IAM 14324
Lineage: Eukaryota; Fungi; Basidiomycota; Mixiomycetes; Mixiales; Mixiaceae
Exons: 3
Coding region: 1-774 (257 amino acids)
Molecular function (GO): nickel cation binding
Source: RefSeq, a predicted model, not a curated record